Molecule: messenger RNA, 832 nt
Organism: Racocetra persica
Lineage: Eukaryota; Fungi; Glomeromycota; Glomeromycetes; Diversisporales; Gigasporaceae
Source: the annotation of a GenBank genome assembly
AUGUCUAAUUCCAAUAAAGAAAAGAAUGAUUCUAAAAGAAAUAUUUUUAGUCGAUAUAAAAAUUAUGAUGAAUUAGAUGUAAAUGAAGUAUCUUCAAUACUAUUGGACCAGUAUAAAAUAAUUGGCGGAAGGAAAUUCCUAAAUACUCAUGAAGGAAAUUCCGUUAUGCCAUCAGAUGAAAUGGAGCUUAGACGACUGGAAAUCGCUCAUGUGUUAAACAGAUAUGCGUGGAAAGGAAAUUUUAGCGCACCAGUUGAAGAAAAGCUAAAAAAUGGUAAAGCUACUGUUCUCGACGUUGGAUGCAAGUCGGGCUAUUGGAUUCUCGAUUUAGGAAACGAUUUCCCAAAUUCAACAUUUGUCGGCAUAGACAUUCAAUCAAGUGGAUUUCCAUCAGUGAACGAACGCCCACCCAAUACGGGAUUUUUGGAACAUGACUUAACAACCGGUGUUCCAUUCCCUGAUGAGACUUUUGAUUAUGUUCAUAUGAAAGUAAUGUGUGGAUGGAUUGAAAUUUUUGAACCUAAUUUAAGUAUGAAAAACCUAGGAAAUUCUAUGAAAGCCGUUCAAAAUACCUUUCACACAAAGUUAAAGGAAAAUGGGUUUGAUCCUAUGAUAUUUUUAGAGAUCUCUAAAUAUUUUAAAUCAACCAAUGAAUUGACUAAUAUUAAACACUUAAAAUUGGAUAUAUCAUUGGGUGAAUGGGCAGGAAGAUAUUAUGAAUACACAUUAGAUGCUGUUAAACAAUGUUAUAAAUCUGCUACUUAUAUGCCGGACUAUAUGGGAAUAUCUCAAAAAGAUUAUCAAGAAUUAAUAGAUGAUUUCGAUAGACAGU